AUGUUUCGAAACAGAGCAAGCUCGCAGAAGCCGGCGGACGAGCUGUACGCCAGCUUCAGACAGAGCUUCCCUGAGCUAGGACCUGCGAAUACUGGCGCUCGUGGUUCUUUGCCUGUCACAACAGCGCUCGGUGACGCGAGCCUUGAAGUGACUGCGCAUCCCAAAGUAUUUGAGGAAGAUGAACAGAUCAAAGACCAAGACCCGACACCAAGAGGAGUGCUUGAGCCCUGGAGGUUCACGCCGUCUCUCAUGGACCCCAACUCCUUUGCUUUUGCUUCCUUUGCAAACCAACCUCCAGGAUACUAUACCCCCACUCCUGGUGGUACAAACACACUAUACCACAAUACAGCCGGAGACCUUCAUACGCCGACCUUAGGAAUCGGAAUUGGAACGCCCCUAUCCCUUCCCACGUCUGCAGGUGGCCUUCAUCCUGGAUCCACCGUGGAGUUCAGCACUUUCCAACCGCCGACCACGCAAGCGCCUACCUUCCAUAAUCCGAACCCUUUUGCGACGCAAGAACUCUUUGCUCCUAGUCAUUUCUCGCAACACCCCAGUGCUUUCGAGACGGGGCCCCUGCCGGAAGAGAUUUCUCCCACCAUGGAUGAUAUGUGCAUCGACACGGAUGGUCAGGAACAGUCGCCGCUCAUUGGAUACCCCCCUCAGGUAUACGACGGGACUUCACUGACUGCUGCCGCCGAUGCCAUAUCAUCUUCUAUUGAAAAAUUCCGAUUCCAAGUUACUCUGAAUGCGCCCACUGCCAUGAUUCGCCAUCCAGAGGAGAUUCCGGUAACCUACUUGAACAAGGGCCAGGCCUACUCGGUGUCCAUUGUGGAUACGGCUCCGCUCGUCUCCGUGCCAGGCCCGGUUAGAUACCGAACCUAUAUCAGAAUUUCCUUUGAGGAAGAGCAGCAGCGGCAACGACCCGGAGCCUGCUGGCAACUGUGGAAGGAAGGGAGAGGCACAAAUGAGGCUCACCAAAGAGGCGGCAGGCUGCAAGCAGUGGAGUAUGUGGAUCCUAACCAGGGCGGCGAUGACCCUCUGCGACGUCCCCGAGUAGAUCUCGACAGCGCCUCGUUCGAUGGCUUUGCCGUUACAUGGACCGCUGUGCCUGGCGCGCCAGCUGACUGCACCGUUGCUGUCCGAUUCAACUUUCUAUCAACCGACUUUAGUCAUUCCAAAGGUGUCAAGGGUAUUCCCGUACGCUUGUGCGCCAAGACUGAAGUCCUUUCGCUCGGCAGCCCCACUCCGCCUCCUGACAAUGGACUUGAAGUCUGCUACUGCAAGGUGAAGCUCUUCCGGGACCACGGCGCCGAACGCAAGCUUUCCAACGACGUUGCACAUAUCAAGAAGACGAUUGAUAAACUGAAGCAGCAAAUCAUGCAAGCCGAGGCCGGCAUGAAGGAUUUUGGUAAGAAGAAACGAGCUGGCUCGGUCGUAAAGCCUCCCUUGUCGACGAAGCCCGGGAAAGUCCCUAAGCACAAGCGAACCUGGUCCAUUUCUUCAGCCAGCUCAACUGGCGGUCGGACGGUAGAGGAUGACCUGCACUUCAAGCUCGCUGCCAUGCAGGAUAUGUUUACUUCAACCCGGCCAGUUAGCCUCUUGUACCUCAAAGGCGAGGAGCGCGACGACCCCGACAAGUUCCCUGUUCAAUUGAGUGGCGAAAAUCGGGAGCUUACCAAGGCGGAGCAUGCGAGCCUCCAGCACGAGUGGGAUCGCCGACAUAGCGUUGCUACGAUGGGUACUGGACAGUCUUCGUCUAUGGUUUCGCCGACUCCAAGCUCCCACUCCAUCCAAUCUCAGCCUGCACGGCGCGCUUCAAGUUACCAGGCGUCACCGCUCAUCCAAAGGGAAAAUUCGAAUGAAUGGGGAAACUUUCACCAGAUGGCAACGAAAGAUCUUCAGUCAUCAAAUCCGCAGCACCUUGCCAGUCCUCCGGAUCAACUGCCGGUCAAGAUCCAAAAGUCGCAAGUCGAGGAUUCGGAUAUGCUUACUGGCUGGAUCGAAGCGCUAGGAGUUGACGCGUCUUACCAGGCGCCAUCAGAGCCAAAGGUUAAGCCAGUCGCUUGUUUCUACAUUAAGCCGAAACUUGCUGGAAAACCUUUCGAGAAUGACUACUAUCGGGCUAUUUAUCUCAUGCAACGUACCGCCAAGGAUUUUGUCGACACUGUGGCCAGCAAGUGCAUGAUUGACUCGACAAAGGUCGCGAGGGCGAUUGUCGUCAACCCAAAGGGCCUCCAAAUUAUGGUCGAUGACGAUGUCAUUCGAGAAUUACCUGAAGGCCAGGACAUGGUGAUUGAAGUCGCUGAACUUCGGUCGGACCGACAACCCAUUAAACGUGAAUGGAAUUCGGACGCCAACGACACUCAAAUGGACGGCGACCUUGGCUCCGCUGACAACGACGUGCCAUCGGGCUUUGAACUCAAGCUCAUCUUCUAA
This is a messenger RNA of Xylona heveae TC161, 2436 nucleotides long. RefSeq lists its product as hypothetical. The transcript has 5 exons. The record is from RefSeq and is a predicted model, not a curated record. NCBI's taxonomy places the organism in Eukaryota, Fungi, Ascomycota, Xylonomycetes, Xylonales, Xylonaceae. Gene Ontology annotation, biological process: regulation of transcription by RNA polymerase II. The coding region runs from base 1 to 2436 and encodes 811 amino acids. Gene Ontology annotation, cellular component: nucleus. Gene Ontology annotation, molecular function: DNA-binding transcription activator activity, RNA polymerase II-specific; RNA polymerase II cis-regulatory region sequence-specific DNA binding.